Molecule: messenger RNA, 1716 nt
Organism: Diutina rugosa
Lineage: Eukaryota; Fungi; Ascomycota; Pichiomycetes; Serinales; Debaryomycetaceae
Gene: MFG1
Product: Mfg1p
Exons: 1
Coding region: 1-1716 (571 amino acids)
Source: RefSeq, a predicted model, not a curated record
AUGAACCAGAACCCCGGCGGCGGCAACGGCAUCGUCAACAACCCCCACAUGAUGAACAUGUACCCGCAACAGCACCCGCAACAGCCUCAGCAGCGCCAGAUGAUGGCCCAGCAGCAGUAUCUGCAGCAGCAGCAGACCAUGAUGAUGGCCCAGCAGCAGCAGCAACAGCCGGGCCAGCCCCAGACGCCCCAGGGCGGCCAGCUCCAGCUGGGACCCCAGCAGCGCUUCCAAAUGCAACAGCGCCAGCUCCAACAGCAACGCCAGCUCCAACAACAGCAACAACAACAGCAACAGGGACAACCCCAGCCGCCCCAGUCGCAGCAGAUGCCUCAGGGCCAGCCUCAAGGCCAACAGCCUCAAGUGGUCAUGGGCCACGUCGUCGGCCAGCAGCCGCCGCCACUGGCGAAAGGAGGUCCCUACAUGAACCCCCUGGCCAAUAACUCGCAAAAUCACACGCCACAGAUCCCGCAACUGCUGGGGUUCGUGCUGGGACCUCAACCGAUGGCUCCCCUGGGCCAGCCGCCAGUGAGGUCACAAAUGGGACCCCAACUGCAGGCACACACUCAACCACCGACACCCCAGCCUCCAGGAGCCCAGCCUGGUGGGCCGAUGAUGCCGCAGAUGGCGGGUAACAGCCAGCCAGGAGCCCAGGCGCGAGCAGGCCAACCGCCGGGUCCCCAGCCGUAUAACCCACAAAUGCGAGCGGGACAAGCAGGUCCGAUGCCCCAGAGGCAAGACCAACAACAACAGGUGGAGAUCCAUGCCAAGAUCUUCCGGCGAAAUUUGGGCAACGCCGGCGUGGUGCGAAUACUCGACUUGAUCGACCAGAUCCUGGGGGAACUGCGGGACAAAUUGCGCAGUAUUGAGUACUGGCAGCGGGUGGCCCAGGUGUUCCUUUUACCCACCACUUCGCUACGGUUUACCACUACUCCUCAGCUGCAACCGGGAAGCAAAAAGAACCUGCCCCACAUGUCGGGUGGGUUUAUGGGGCUUGGCGCGGCUCAGAACGGCGGCCUGGUGCUAUACGAGCUUAAUCUGACCACCGCCCCCAGGUUCUUCGCUGCCGCGGUGGCGCUGUCGCUGAUCCAGCUGUUCUACAUCCACUUGCCGGGCCUCAAGUUCCAGGUAUUCGCGUCGCAGGCGGUGCUCAUCACCGCCAACGUGGUGAUGACCUACGUGUACAUGGACGGGUCGCUGGCGAAAGUGCACGGCGACAUGAAGCUCUUGAUGACGCGGGACUUCCGCAUCGACUGGGCCGACGUCAAGUGCCACCUGUACCAGUCGUCGGUGCUGCUGGCCGCUCUCGAACGGCAAUUGCACGCCUUCCAGGAGAAGACGGGCGUCGACGUGCUGGAGCUCAUUUCCCAGGUGUGCCGGGGGCUGGAGGCGGCCAAACACGCCCGUACCGUGGGGCUCGACGAUACGGCGAUGCAAGUGAUGCAGAUCCUGGACGUCAUGGGCCAGUUGCGUCUGUUGAUGCAGUUCUCGAUGGUGAACAACGUGGUGCUGCCGGUAAAGGCGUUGGACAUGUUUGUCAAUGCCAACCACGCGGCGGCGACGGCGGCGGGACAACCACCGCGGCCACCGCCGCUGGCAGGCCUGAAACGAGGCAGUGUGCUGUCACCAUCACCACUCACGACGUUUGCUGAGGACCCGAAACAGGCCGCCCUCAAGAAGCGCAAAAUGAGUAGUGUCGGCUCCCCCCUCACCAAGUGA